AUGCAUAACGUAAUGAAUCAUUUAUUAGUCAUUAUUGGCACUUGUUUUUUGCUACUCGUGUCUCAAUUGGCCACUGCUCAAGAUACUUGCUACCAAAGAUAUAACGACUUUUGUGUCACUGAAGGUGAAGCUUGCAAGACAGUCUAUGGUGGAGACACUUAUCAUUGCGUAGAUGGAACUUAUUGUAAUCAAUUAAACUAUAAAUGCGAACAAUCAAGUGACGUAGGUCAAAACUGUACUACUACUGGUAACAUUAUUCCUUGUAAAGAAUGGCUCUCUUGUAUUAGUGGAGUUUGUGUUGAAGCUGAGUACGCUGAUGUUGGUGAAUCAUGUUCAGAAAACUACCAAUGUAAUAGUAAUAGUCUAACAUGUUCAAAUGGAAAGUGUCAAAAUAUUGACACCAAGUGUGCUGAUGAUAGCGAAUGCUCUUAUUUCAACUAUUGCCGUGGUUCCAUUUGCACUGCAAGAGCAGAUGAUGGAGAAAUUUGCUCUGCUGAUUGUUUACCACAUUCUUUAUGUAACAGAGGUAUGUGUAUUCCAAAGUAUUCACUUCAAUUUGGUGCCAAUUGUUCAUCUUCCAGUGCUUGUGAUGUAUCCCAAGGACUUGAAUGUGAUAGUGAUACCGAUAAAUGUGCCUACGCCAACUUUACCAAGACAUUGACACCAGCUACUCAAAAUUGUACUGCUAUCAGUUGUGAGAAUGAAGAGUUUUGUGUGUGCUCAGAGAAUGAAUACACUGGAUUCUGUGCCCCAUACGACCCAAUCACCGAGUCCCAAAUCAAGUCGUGUGGAAGUUCAACCAAAGAAUUUUAUGAUUGUUUGGCCGCCCACGAAUGUCUCUAUUCAUUCACUGAUAAUACACCAUCGUCAUGCCAGUUGAAGCACUGUGGGUCCUCUUUCUGUUCAAUGAACCGCGAUUGUGAGUGGAAAUAUACCACUCAAGCAUAUGGAAAGGGUUGUUCCGAUGUUGCCUUUCUUGAAUACCAACAAACCUGUCAAUACCUUGGUUAUUCGGCCACCGCUUCAUCAUCAUCUCUAUCUAUUCCAUCAUCAUUGAUCUCAAUGUUGGUGUUAUUAACCGUCACCAUUUUAUCAAUUUACUUUGAAUCAUGUACUCAAGACUACCAAUGUAAUAGUGACCGUUUAACAUGUACUAAUGGUUAUUGUCAAAAUAUUGACGCUACCUGCACUUCAAACAGAGAAUGCUCCUAUUCCAACUAUUGUUCCACUAACAUUUGCAAGGCUAGAUCAGAUGAUGGGGAAUCUUGUUCCUCUAAUGUUUGUUUACCACACUCUACGUGUAACAGUGGUGUAUGUAUUCCAAACUACUCACUAUCUGAACGAGAGAGUUGUUCAUCUGAUGAUGCUUGUGAUAUUUCCCAGGGUCUCGAAUGUAUGGCUGGUGACCAAAUCCGUCAAUGUGGAAGUUCAACCAAAGACUUUUAUGACUGUCUCGCCGAUCACGAGUGUAUCUAUAGAUACACAGAGGAUAAACCAUCGUCAUGCCAGUUGAAGUACUGUGCAUCAGAUUUCAGUGCCAUGAACCGUGAUUUUGUUGGAACUUGUUUCUUACUACUUGUUUCUCAAUCGACAGUAGUUGCUCAAAAUUUUUGUCAGGAAAGAUAUGAUGAUUAUUGUGUCAGACAAGGUGAAAGUUGCAAAGCUGUUUUAGCAGGAGAAACUUUUUAUUGUGUCGAUGGUACCUACUGUAGUCAAAAUGGUACAUGUCAACAAACAAGUAGUGAAGGUCAAGCCUGUGGUGUUGCUCCUUGUAAAGAAUGGCUCAAUUGUGUUAGUGGAACUUGUGUUGAAACUGGAUACGCCACAGUUGGUGAAGCCUGUACAGAGGACUAUCAAUGUAGUACAUUUGGUAACUUGGCUUGUACCAAUGGAAUAUGUCAAGACGUUCAACCAGCCACCUGCAUAUCAUCUGGUGACUGUUCCUACUUUGAAAUUUGUAAUGGAACGGUUUGUGUGCCAAGAAUUCUAGAUGGACAGGCUUGCAAGGACGGCACUCUCAAUUCUCGUUGCCUCCCAUUCUCCAAAUGUUAUAAUGGUAUCUGUACUAGAAUGUAUAGUCUUGGUCUUGGUGCUUUGUGUGAUGAAGAUAGGAUGUGUGACAUAUCCCAGGGACUCGAAUACGAUGGUUAUUCAUGUGUCGACGCAAACUUGAACCAAACAUCUGCUUCAAAUGUCAACUGUACUGCCACUGAAUGCCUAGAUGUGUACGAAAACUGUAUAUGUACCAACGAUCCUUACACGGGUGUAUGUUUCUAUGCACAACCAUCGUCCAAGUCACAAGUACUUGCUUGUAACGGUGCCAAGAAACAAUUAACUGAUUGUCUUGCCGACAAUGAGUGCUAUUCAACUCAAAGUAAGGCAACACCAAGCAGCUGUCAGUUAAAACAUUGCGCAGCCUCUUUCUGUGAGAUGAACCGUUUGUGUGAAUGGAAAUACGAUAGUGCCUCGACUGCACACAAUUGUGAUGGUGCAGCCAAUAUACAUUACCAAGCAACUUGUCAAUACCUUGGUUUCUCGAUUAGUACUUCAUCAUCAUCAUCACCAUCUCUUCUUUCUAUUCCAUCAUUGAUUUCAAUGUUGUUGUUUACAACUACCAUUACUUUAUCAUUCUUGUUUAUUUAA
This is a messenger RNA of Cavenderia fasciculata, 2643 nucleotides long. RefSeq lists its product as uncharacterized. The record is from RefSeq and is a predicted model, not a curated record. The coding region runs from base 1 to 2643 and encodes 880 amino acids. Lineage: Eukaryota; Evosea; Eumycetozoa; Acytosteliales; Cavenderiaceae. The transcript has 12 exons.